AUGGUCGAUAAACGACGAGAGUUAAAUUCACGAUUGUUACAAAUUGAAAGUAUCUCACCACCACCACUACUGCUGCCGCCACCUCUACCACCACCACCACCUCUACCACCACCACCACCACAACCACCACCAUUACCGCCAUCAUCUUCAUCGUCAUUAUCAUUAUCCUUUUCAUCCUCCUCUUCCUCCUCCUCGUCAUCAUCGUCAUCAUCAUCACUAUCAUCAUCAUCGUCAUUAUCAUCAUUAUCACAACAAUCAUCAAAUGGUAAUGUUUUAACGACAACUGCUCCUCUUCUACCGAAUAUGAGCAUAUUUCCUCCAACACCAGAACAAGCCAUAUCACCACCUGCUAUGAAGGGAAAAGAAAGACGACCAAAUUGUCAACGUUGUGCACAGCAUUCAGUAUUAGCUCGAUUAAAGGGACAUAAACGUUGUUGUCCAUUUCGAGACUGUCCAUGCGCCAAAUGUCAAGUCGUUCAAGAACGACAAAAACUUAUGGCUGAUCAGAUAAAAUUAAGAAGGCGACAAAAAAAGCAAAAAAAUUUGGAUGCAUUAAGCGAUAGCGACAAUUUGCGAAGUAAUAUAAGCUUUUCCGAGCAGCAGGGCACAUUAUUUAGUGCUUGUUUGAAAUGUGCCCAGCAAGCAUUGGCCUAUCAGCAAAUUUUAACAUUCAUCGACCCAACUGCAACCCUUCAGCCAUCCACAUUUUCAGCCAUCCUUGCAGCCUGUCCACAUAAUGAUAAUAAUAACAAUAAUAACAACAGUGACAAUAAUGA
This is a messenger RNA of Acanthocheilonema viteae, 776 nucleotides long. Lineage: Eukaryota; Metazoa; Nematoda; Chromadorea; Rhabditida; Onchocercidae. The record is from the annotation of a GenBank genome assembly.